Xiphophorus couchianus (Monterrey platyfish) is the source of this 3599-nucleotide messenger RNA. Its product is annotated as RNA-binding protein 4B-like. NCBI's taxonomy places the organism in Eukaryota, Metazoa, Chordata, Actinopteri, Cyprinodontiformes, Poeciliidae. Gene Ontology annotation, cellular component: nucleus. The record is from RefSeq and is a predicted model, not a curated record. The transcript has 3 exons. Gene Ontology annotation, molecular function: mRNA binding. The coding region runs from base 425 to 1465 and encodes 346 amino acids.
UCUGAUAUUCUGUAAAGUUUCAAUGUAUCCUUGGAAAGUAACAACGGAUUUAUCCUGCCUAUUUGAUAAGCAACAACAGGCUGCGCCAAAGUUUUGAGGAAAAAUGUAUCUAGUGAUAAUCAGCACUGAAAUUUUGGCAUAAAACACUAGAAUUAGCAAAAAAUAAAAAUGCUGUGUCGUUGUCCUUAGUAAAUAUGACAAAGAAAAUUACAAGUUCACUUAUACUAGAUUGAAGUGUGAUUUAUAACAUUUUUUUAUUCCUGUCGCUUUUAUGAAUAAUGUAGAUUAUGUUGCCCUCCACAGCAGCGCGCGGCGUGCUUCACGUCGUUGUGUGAAAGAAGCGGAAGUCGUCAAUUUUGACGGAAGUUGUGAGGAGAAUACCUCGUGAGAUAAACUUGGCUGUUUAAUACGAAGAUCCUCAGCAAUGGUGAAGAUUUUUGUGGGGAACCUUCCUCAAGAAGCUACCGAGGAUGAGAUCAAGGAGCUCUUUGAGGAGUACGGCAUGGUCACUGAAUGCGCCAUCAUCAAGAACUUUGCCUUUGUCCAUAUGGAUGACCGUAAGGCUGCCACCAAAGCCAUCAGGACCCUUCAUCAGCACAAGCUCCACGGCACAGCGAUCAACGUCGAGGCCAGCCACGGGAAGAACCAGGGCCCCGUGAAACUGCAUGUAGCCAAUGUAGAAAAAGGAGCUGAUGACGAACUCCGUGCUCUGUUUGAAGAGUACGGUACGGUCACAGAGUGUGCUGUUGUCAAGAAUUUUGCUUUUGUGCACAUGCCUAACUAUGAUGAGGCCAUGGAUGCUAUGAAAGAACUGGAUAACUCUGAGUUUCAAGACAAACACAUCCACGUUCAGGUUUCUAAGAGUCGACCGAGGUAUGAAGAAUGUGAAGACUACCCACCUCCUCCCCCAGACAGGGGAGGCUACUGGCCUCCACACUAUCCAGGAGAGCGGCCUGAGCCUCCCCCACCGGGCUACCUGAGGGCUCGCCCCAUGCCCCCUGGUUACCCAGGUCCUCCUCUGCCACCCCCUCCCCCCAGGCGGUCAGUUUAUUUAGAGCGACCCUAUGACAGCGAAAGGGAGCGAUACAGCGUAGUAGAUUACUACGAGAAGUACCGAGCUCGUCAGUAUGCCAGAUCUCCCUAUGAAGAGCAUCGUGCUAUACCCCCACCUCCUCCGCCCUCUUCUAUCGUUCGAGACCGCCCUCUGACCUCACCGCUUAAUCCAUAUGAGCGUCGACCCCUCCCUCCACCCCCUCCGCCUACCCCCUCAUCGUACUACGCCCGAGAUCGCAGCCCAAUCAGGAGGGCUCCUAACGCACCGUUGCCCCCUCCGCCCAGUAACGGCUAUGCUUAUGAGCGCUCUCGACUCUCUCCUGUUUCCCGGGCCCCUGCAUAUGGCGUUCCACGCGCAAUGGACCCCUAUGCAGGCAGGCUACCUCCGCCACCUGCACGUUAUGCAUAUUGACAAUUGAAGGUGAGCAUAGAUCAGAGAUCCCGUCGUCUUCACAUCCCGCUUUAAAAUGCAUUACGUACCUCUAAAGUUAGAGGCAGACUUUUGUGUCUGAGUGGUUUGGAUUCUAGUCAGUGCAUUAGCUUGAACAUUCCUAUUAUGAGAUUCAAAUCUAUGACGUAAAGUUUCUGUCGGACAGAUUUUAAGGUUCUGACCUCAGAAGGCAGCAAGAACUGUGAUGAAACUGCGCGCUUUGAUUCUACAUCUGCAGAUAGUUCAUUUUGUAAUUUGCUCUUUUUCAGGAAUUUUGUCCGACUGCGUUGCGGCUCGGCGCCUCCUGAGUCACGCAUCUCUAUCUCUUCAUCGCUGCGGCUUGGCGCGUCGUGUAGGCCUUUGAUGAUUACGAGAAGAGCCACACCGGCGGCGUCGACGUCUCUUUUUGUUUUAACUUGGGAGAAUUCUUUUUUUCUUUUACAUUUUUUUGGGAAUAAUUCUACUAGUAGUAUUUUUAUUGCUUUAUCGUCUGAGUAAACGCAUCGUAUGUUUCAUUUUCUUUACUUUUUUGCAUCGUUUAAAUGAUUUUGAUCUAUGUGAGUCUGACAAACCUAAAUUAUGCCUGCAACAUAAUAACAUCAAAACUUUGGCCCCCGAACAGAAUUGUAGUUGCACGUUUGUUCCGUCAUGUCAGUAAAACACUAAAUUCUCCAACAAUGAUAGUGUAAACCUUUUGUUGCUAUGAAAGCAGAUUUAUGUCGUCAAUUUUUAAAGGAUAAAUGGGGUGGAGGGAGGUUAUUUGCUAAGUUUUUAUCUAAAAAGAAAAAAACUACUUUGAUCACGAUUGAUUUUUAAAAACAACCAAAAGGAUAAAACAUCCUAGGGGUGAAUACGUUUUAUAGGCACUGUCUUACUUGUUGGCGUAAUAAAUAACCUGGUCAAAGUCGGUGUGUUAGAUAAAGAACGUGCCGUCUUUCUUGUGAGAUCCCAAAGUUUACUCUUUCCAUCUGCAGAAUGCCCAACUUACCCCUUCUGUCUAUGCCAAAAUGUUGCUAUUUUCCCCAUUUGAACCGCAAAAAAACAACAAAAGAACGAAGAGGCAGCGAACAUUUAAUAGCAGAGGCUAAUUUAUUUGCAUGCGGGGUCAGGAUUACAUCAAAGGCAGCUGAGCACCCUCAUGAUGAACAGGUAAGACAACUUACCAAUACAGCCUCGUGUUUAGGUUAUGUCAGUUUUGCUAGGUAAAAUCAGUCAUGCAGGUUGAUAUCAGUCCUUGAUUUCAACCUGCAUCAACCUGGUAAUUUGAUACAACAAAUUACCUCUUUAUUUAUAUUUACUCACUGGCAAAACUAGUUGAGCACAAUUUAAGCAUGAAGGUCAUCUUCUAUCGGAACUUGAGAAUACUUGUGUAUAGUUGUGUAUAAAUGAGUUUGUAAGGCCAUAGCACUUGAGUACAGGUGUUAGUAUCACAACCCAAAUGUAAUACACCAGUAGUCUGACCAUGUGAUGACGGUCAAAACGGUGAGUAAAGGUAGAUGGAUUGUUUGACAGGUGUUUGAUUGGGGUUGCAUUUUGGUUUCUCAUAAGAUCGGCUGCCAAUAUUCUGCAGCAUGUACUCCUUACGACUCCUUAAUGGACUUUAAUGAGUCCAUUAAAGUCAAAUGGACUCAUUUGACUUUAAGCAUUCUCUGUCAUUGUAACUUCCAGUAUCAUCUCCCCUUGACCCAUGACUCCCUCAUGUAAGGUGUUGUAAAAGAAUGCAGCUUUGUUUGGAAUUUGAUCAUAUGAAAUCAGUUUUUAUUAAUUGCAUGGCUAUUCCAAAUCAUUUUAUAGCCUACCGAAUUGUUUAUAGAAGCAUUCUUUCUAAAUCCUUCAUUUGGUGCUUUACUGGUUUUGUCAGUCAGUGUUAACAGUCUAGUAAGGAAGUGCUGCAUUUUUAAGACACAGGCAGUAAAAUGAAUACUUUCUGAAAUCUUGGAAGAUCCAAACAUGAGUUGCAGUGAUUAGGAAAUGAGUGUUAAAAAUAUAAAUGAAUUAGUGCAAAAUGUAGAUUUGUUAGGUUAAGCUGUAUACUUUUUAGAUAUUAGAAAUUUGCAUUGUAGUGUAAUGUUUUGGUUUUUACAUAUGUUAAUAAAACUUUCUUUAAAAAAAAUGA